AUGAGUUUCACAAUGGACGCCGACGCAGAGGCUGAAGCCCUGACCGCAAAAAUUAUCUCAAUGGUAUGCCUGUUCGGGAUAUCCAUGAUAACUGGCUGCUUGCCGUUGCUUAUAUCCCUAAAGUGGGACUGGUUCAAGACGGGAGACGCCAACCUACGUAACUCCAAUCAGCUGGUAAUGGGUUUACUGGCAUUCGGAGGGGGAAUCCUGUUCGCGACCACCUUCAUGCACUUGUUGCCCGAAGUUGAUGAAAACAUUGAACAUCUGCAAGAUGAAGGUGAACUUGGUGAGUUUCCAUUGUUCCUCGCCGGGCUGAUCAUGUGCGCCGGCUUCUUUAUGAUCUACUUAGUCGAAGAGUUGGUGCAUCUGUACAUCAACAGCCGAGAAAACAAGAAACGAAAUAACUCCUUCGCCAAGCCUUUCAAAAUGAGGAAGAGUUCGUUGACCUCUGGCAGGUCAAUUGAAGCGGCUACUGCUGCUGCAGAACUAAGUCAGAUGGAGGCUAAUGGAAAGAAAGGCGAGGAGAACCACUUGCCUCUGCAAGACCAUGACUCUGUGGCGGGAGCACUUAGAGGUCUGCUCAUUGUGCUGGCUCUGUCCAUUCAUGAACUGUUCGAGGGUCUCGCUGUUGGUUUGGAGUCUUCUGUAGCCAACGUGUGGUACAUGUUUGCUGCAGUAUCUGCCCACAAGUACAUAAUCGCGUUCUGCAUCGGUGUGGAGCUGCUGGCGUCAGGCACGAAGCGAUGGCUGUCAGUGGUCUACAUCUUCACCUUCUCCUUCAUGUCAGCUCUUGGUAUUGGUAUUGGAAUCCUGCUGGUCGGCGGCUCGGGCGCUGAUGCCGGCGUCUAUUCCGUUGUGUUACAGGGUCUGGCGUGUGGUACCCUGGUGUACGUGGUGUUCUUCGAGGUAUGGAAGGGCUGCAACGGUCUCCUGCAGUUCUCUUGCGCUCUCUUCGGGUUCGCUGUGAUGGUCUGUCUGGAGCUCAUCGUCGAGCUUUGUAAGUUGAGAUAA
Molecule: messenger RNA, 1011 nt
Organism: Spodoptera littoralis (African cotton leafworm)
Lineage: Eukaryota; Metazoa; Arthropoda; Insecta; Lepidoptera; Noctuidae
Source: the annotation of a GenBank genome assembly